ACUCUCCAUCCUACCGCCUCUCCUGUGUCUCCAGUCCCGUUGCCUUUAUUGAGGUUGCGCUUCCAUCACAAAUACCAUGGCCGAGAUUGUAGGCGUAGUAGCCGCCUCGUUGGAAUUCGGAAAAAUCAUGUUGGAACUCAAGCAGCUCGCAUCCUCAAUCAAACAUGCUCCCGAAGAAUUGCUCGAAAUGCUGGAAGAGCUCGAUCUCACUGAUAACAUUUUGCAGACUCUUGCCGACCAGGACGCGCUACUGGCCAUCUAUGCCCCUCCUGUCGUGAUACAGAAAUGUCGAGACUCUUGCGAAAAGGGCGUGGACAUUCUGAAGCCGCUGUGUUUCGAGCUUCGGAAGGCCAUCGAGCGCUCGAAAUUGCGUGGCUCCAUAAAGUCAGUGCUGAAGGAGAACUUGCUUGCAAAGGCCAGGCGACGCAUUGAGAGGGCGAAAAUCAACCUGAUCCUCGCUCAGACAGCAGCAGCGAAUGCGAUAAAUGCUCUAAACCUGCAACAGCACAUAACUACACAGACGUUGAUUAUCUCAGGGUCCGCUGCCACACUGACGCAGUCAAAUAGCAAUCCUGAAGGACACCUCUAUCAAUCUGAUGGCACCCUUCCGAUCCUGGAUAAUACCCCUGUUCUGAACGGGGAAGGUCAUGUCCAGAAGUUUGUUGGCAGCACCAGGCAAGAAAGACGGACCUAUUGCCGUCAACGCCUACAGAGUACCUCCCUUUUGAUUUUGCACAGUUCGUGGCUCGGAAAAAGGGUCGAAUUUCUACGAAUACGAGCGUCCGGGGUACCAUUCUUCGGCAUAAAGACUUACAAUAUUAUCCCAUAUCAUUCGCCGGUCUUCACAGCCGUCCGUGCAGGUGACGUCGCUGCUAUUCAGAGCCUAUUUCGGGACAAAUCCGCUUCCAUCUAUGACAGGGACCAGUUUGGAAAUACGCUACUCAUGGAAGCCUGCUGGACUGGUCAGCUAUCUAGUAUGAGAUUUCUCCUCCAACAAGGAGCCGAUCCGAACGACAAAGAUUUCGAUCAAGGUUCCUGUCUUGGUGCUCUUACGUUCGGGCGUCAUCUUACUCGCGACACCUUUCUUAUACUUGCGGGAAACCACGACCUUGAAGACUUGACAGAUUCAACAGCAAUGACCCUGGCCAACAUCGCCAUCCUUCAGCAGGACGGCCUUCCCGAGAUUGUGCCGGUGCUUGAACCUGUUUGGAGCAACGCCGACUUCGCUGUACGGCUCGAGUUGGCGUAUAGUUGUUGUCGUCCCGACUAUCCUGCGCGAGAUUUCUGGCUUGUACUCUCAGAGCAACGAUUAGACGAGUCCUGUCUUACCAUGCCAGAAGAGACUGGCAAUGGGUAUGUGCGACGUCCCAGCCUUGCCUUGUACUUGGCUUCUACAAUGGGAAGGAUAUGCACCAAUCUUAGUGGCUGGCGAUCGAUCUUGCAACAGGUGGUAUCGCUGAACGGUAUUAAGAUUUCGUUCGAGCAUCAGUGCGGCUCCCCAAUGUUGGAAUAUCUGGGGUUUAACCUGCCCUUAUGGUAUUGGGGUUCGAGGGCUGAUCUCAGUCCUCGGCGUCUGACGCGUAAGCUACAGAACUGGGCACACGAAAUGCAGCUCGCUGGCCAGGAUUUGCAAGCUUAUGGUCGUUGGGAGCAAGAGUUUCUUUCUAAUAGCGAUGGCGAAUUUUCAUGGUACGUUGAGUCUGUCACAGUUCGAUUUGUGAAUUUCACAUACGGACCUUCUCCUCAAGACUGGCAAAUAUGGGUCUCUACCUCAAUGGAUGAGAGUGCGGGCGAGUUUUGGGAAGCUGUGGAAGAUGGAGAGCCUGUGCUCGAUGUUCCAGGUUCAUGGCCGACGCUAGAUCCCGAAGGGACGGAAUACUCGAUUGCACUGCUUGGCCAUAAAUUUUCCAGGAGAAGACGUCGCCGUUUUCUGCGGUAUCUCGGCCUGGAACUGGAACGUGAAGAGGAUGUCUUCGGUUGGCCAAGCACUAAAGACGGCAUGGGGCGGCACGUCGCUAAAUUCAAACAAACAAAGGCGCGCCGACGGCAGCAUUACCUGGGAAACAACAUCCCUCCACCUUGCCGAGAGUUCGUCAGCUGAGACAUCUCUGCUCAAGAUCAGAAGCAGCGCGAGUGGGCGUCUUAAGCAGGCCCACAUGCUAGGCGACCAGAAGCGCGUUUGAGGAAUGAAAGGUCGAGAUCGCAAGGAGGAUUCGGCCUGGACUCGAUGUCGCUGGGAGAGGAUUCUGAUUCGAGCGGCAAGGCCCUGGGAUCAUGGGGCAAGUGGCAGGCGG
Molecule: messenger RNA, 2294 nt
Organism: Exophiala xenobiotica
Lineage: Eukaryota; Fungi; Ascomycota; Eurotiomycetes; Chaetothyriales; Herpotrichiellaceae
Exons: 4
Coding region: 77-2101 (674 amino acids)
Molecular function (GO): protein binding
Source: RefSeq, a predicted model, not a curated record